AUGAGUUGUUCGGUGUCGUCAACAUCAUCUUCCUGUGGUGAACAACAGCCUAUAAGAUCAGUUGCCUCAAAUGAAGAAGAGAAAGAUAACGACAUAUGCCGUCUCAGUUGCCUUGUUACAAACUGCCUUUGUACAACCAGUUGUACCACUGACGAGUCUUCCCCACCAGCUUUGAAACCUUUCCUCCGUCCAAGUUUAUUUUCCAAUGUACCUCCGACAAUACGAUUUUAUAGCAAGGAAUCAAAAGUUACAAAACCGAAUAAAGCGAUCCGCUCAAAACUGAUGUGGUGUAAAAAUAGUCUUUUACCUAUUGUUAUGCGGCAAAGUCUUGCUGCAAGUCAUUUUGCGAUAGUUGAUGAGUCAGACUUUUGGAUUGGUUACUGGGGACGGCAUUUGAAAUCAGCUCAGUAUCGAACGAUCAAGCCAUAUCAGAAGGUCAAUCAUUUUCCUGGUGCAUUUCACAUGGGACGAAAGGAUCGUCUCUGGCAACACAUAAGUGAGAUGAUUGCUCUAUGGGGUCCUGAGGAAUAUCAUAUUAUGCCGACGACUUAUGUUCUGCCACGGGAUGUCAAAAAAUUGAAAUCUUACCUUCACGGUAACCCUUCUCAUGUCGUCAUACUUAAACCGCCUGCAUCUGCCCGAGGAACAGGCAUCAGUAUUGCUAGCAAAAUUAAACAAAUUCCAAAGAAAACACCACUUGUUGCUCAGCAUUACAUUGAUCGGCCUCUAAUUGUUAAUUCCGCAAAAUUUGAUUUACGCUUAUACGUUUAUCUGACAAAUCUUGAUCCUUUGCGUAUAUACUUAUAUAAUGACGGCCUCGUUCGAUUCGCAAGUAUCCCCUAUUCUUCUGCGCUUAGUUCGAUGUCGAACAAAUUUAUGCAUUUAACGAACUAUAGUAUCAACAAAUUGGCACAAUCAGCAGGCGAACGUACAACGCCUGUGCCGAAAUGGAAAUUAUCGGAUUUUUGGGCACAUAUAGCUGAACAUGUAGAUGUAAACGUUGUUAAACCAAGGAUUACGGAUAUCAUUAUUAAAGCUGUCCUUGCUUGUGAAAGUCAUAUUCGAACGCACCAGAAAAAACACAGUUUGUAUACUUUCACAAGCCAUGAACUUUAUGGGAUGGAUAUUCUACUUGACGACACUCUUAGGCCUUGGCUAUUAGAGGUGAAUAUUUCACCUUCAUUACACUGUGCAACACCUACAGAUAUAGCCGUCAAAACGACGCUUGCAAAAGAUGUACUGAAUCUCUGUGGUAUCCAGAUUCCACCUGAUAUGACAGACAAAAAUAACACGCUAUCAAUGGAUUAUCGCGUGAAAUCAUUUGACGGUAAUAAAAGCGACGAAGAUUUGAAGAAGGAGCGAUAUCAUCUUGAAUAUUUCAAGAAGAAUAGGAAAAUUGACCGAAGGAUACUGGAUAAACUGACAGGUUGGGACGCACGAGUUUUGAUUGAAUUUGAAGACGAAUUAGAUCGUAAUGGUAAUUUCGACCUCAUAUUUCCUACUGCUGAAACGAUUGAUUACGUGAAGUACUAUAACAACCCGUUGACUUAUUCAAAUCUGUUGCUGGCGCAGUGGCAAGUGGAGCAAGAAGCACGUGGGCGGGAAAUUGGUAUAGGUAUUUUGGAAGACAUUUCGAGUAGAAGUGCACAUUUUGCUGACAUAGACAUUUUUGAAAAUGCUAACUUGAGCAGUUGA
Molecule: messenger RNA, 1695 nt
Organism: Loa loa (African eye worm)
Lineage: Eukaryota; Metazoa; Nematoda; Chromadorea; Rhabditida; Onchocercidae
Product: tubulin-tyrosine ligase
Exons: 12
Coding region: 1-1695 (564 amino acids)
Biological process (GO): microtubule cytoskeleton organization; protein polyglutamylation
Cellular component (GO): cilium
Molecular function (GO): tubulin binding; tubulin-glutamic acid ligase activity
Source: RefSeq, a predicted model, not a curated record